GUUUCGAUUAAUUACCGUUGAACGAAUAUGGAAAGGGUUCUGCGGAUACACCCAUUACACUCAAUACCUUGUAAACUAUAUCUUCUCUGUUGCGCAGACGAAUGACCUUCUAAGACAUGAAAACGCAUUUUAAAGUGAAGUCGCUAUUAUUUUGUGUAUCUUAGUUCCUCACGUAGCUGACAUACGUGAAAGUUAGGCUCUUUGAAACAAUUCAAUAUCCUAACAAGCGGCGCAAAAUGGGUUCUUUUCACAAGAUUCACGUGGUUUGUUUAUUGAGUUUUAUUUUGAAAGCUUGGCAUGCCGAAUGCGACACUCAGCAAUUGUCUUGUUCAGUAGAACAGCUUGGAGCGAACGCCCAAUGGAAUCCGCAAGUUCCUGACAAAGGGAAGGAGCCGCAAGUUUGUGUUAGUCACACGAAAAAAACGUGCUGUACAAGACAAACGGAAGCAUCUCUUCGCAUUAAAGCUGCGAAGAAUAUCAAGACUCAAUUGCAAACUAAAUAUAUGGCUGCAAAGAAAGCCAUGUUAUCGCUUUUUGACGAUUUGAAAGGGCAUUUUCAUAGUCUCAUGGAAGAAAGUAACAGACAGAGUAUUACCUUUUUACUGGGUAAACAACCAAAUCUUACUGCAGAUGAAGUCAUUGCAGUAUCUAAGUUAUUCAAAGACCUUGAAAACUAUUUGGCUGAGGAUAAACAAGAACUAGAAGACAUUGUGAAUGCAUUCUUUCGCAGUUCUUUUCCAAUGCUGUUAAGAUAUUUCAAUCCAGAAGGAAAGACUCUCUCAGCAAAGUAUAAAAGUUGUUUAAAAGAUAACAUGGAUAUAAUUAAACCAUUCGGUACUCGCCCAGCAGAGUUACUUGGUAAGUUUGAGGAGGUUUUUGAGCCAGUGGGAAGCCUCUUCAAAGGCCUGAAAUUUGGAGUAGAGGUAUUAAGCUUGGCACAACAGUUCAACUUCACAGAUGGAUGCAAAAAUGGUCUUUUGGAGAUGAAAUUUUGUUCAUUAUGCCAGGGUCUUACCCAAGUGAAGCCAUGUUAUGAAUUUUGUAUGAAUACAACAAGAAAAUGUCUGCUCUCUGAAGCUCAACUUCAAAGAAAGUGGGGCCAGUUAAUAGACACUGUUCUCUCACUGGCUAAAAGUGUUGGAAACUCAAAUUUGGAGAACUUUUUAAACUCUGUUCAUACAGACUUAUGGCAUGCUGCCACCUUUAUGUUACUACAGAAGGCUAAUUUAAUGCCGCAGGUUUUGAAGGAGUGUGGCGAACCUUCCUACAGUGAUGCAAAGACUUCUCCUUAUAAAGAAUCUGUUUCACCGACUCCUCAUGUCAAAGAGCGACUCUUUGCUAAAAUGGAUGCUGUUCAUAGGCAGCUGAAUGCUCUCAACUCAUUCUUCCACGAUUUAGCUCGAGAGUUUUGUGUAGUUGAUGGUCUUGCUUCACAAAAGGAAAACAUUGACAACUGUUGGAAUGGAACAUUUGUAGCAAGGUAUGAGCCAAAGCAAGGUGAUUCAUCUUUGUCACUAGAGAGUAAAAACCACUUGACGUUUCUUGAGAGGAAGAUUCAUGGCCAGAUUAAAAUGAUGGAAAAGUAUACUAUCACAAGAGAUGAUGAUGAUGAUGAACUUGAUGGAAGUGGUAGUGGGAGUGGGAGUGGUGACAAAAAUGGAAACAAAAUCAGUGAAAGUGGCUGUGGUGAAGAUGAUGAGGACUGUGGUAGCACAUCAAGCGGAGAAAACAAUAACAUCGGUGAUUUUGAAAGGGAAAAUGACUUUGAUUUCAUUACAACACCUUCGUCAAUCAAAAGCUCUGGCAAUGAAGUCCUAGGUGGGGGUUUUGACCCUACAUCAACUCGCAAGUCUGGUGAUGUGUUAGCUCAGGGUAAUUCAUCGUCAUCUCUUGCUGUCACAUGGCUACAGUUUUUUACUCUACUUCUGUUGGUAUGGUUCACGAGAGGAUAGAAACAUCUCAGCAGUCACUCUGACCUCAAAUGGAAUUGAAACAACAAGAAAUUGGUCCUCCACCAGAGUUUUCUCUCAAAGACAAUAGAUAGAAGUGUAAGGCUUAGUUCAAAGUCUUUCCAAAUUGUUAUAUAAAACAAAGUGUAACUAACCUUUCCAGAGCCUCUGUUGUUGGCAAAGAGGGAGAGAUCAAAAGAAAAUAUUGUCUGUGGACUUCUAUGGGUCAUUUUUUUAGAUUGCACACUAAUAUGAUGAUUUGUUCAUGUUCAGUAUUCAUUCAAAAGUCAUUCAUUACUGGAGAGAUGGUGAAUUGUGUGGCUUAGAAGUUUGCAGACACUUGUUUUUCUCUUUCCUUGCCCCUUGUGUUCAUGUUUUUUACUUUCCAUGAGGCUCUUUUCUCACCAGACAACAAUUUUAAGGGAAAGAAAGGUCGAUGAUAAAGGCCCCAGUGUAAUAGCUAGUAGAUUGAUUUUUUUUCUUUUAAAUCUGAACUUGUUAUUAGUCUGUACAUGGUAACUUGGAAGAUUACAAUAUGCUGCUUCUUUUAGAAGAAAAUGCAAUUGCUCAAGUAUCACAGAAGCCAAUUGAAAACAAUAUAAUUGCAACAGCUGAUCAGAACAAAGAUCCUGGUAAUACCAGAAGUUUUGAAAUGUUGGAUUAAGUUUGGGUUUAUUUGCAUCUGAUUAGCCAAAGGGUUGAGGAGGUGGUGGAACCAAACAUUUGAGAGUCAGUGCAUCCCAAGAUUACUUAUUAGGACUGACUUUGAAAGAAUAAUUGUUAGAUUGCACAUGGAGAAAAGUUAUUUGAUUUCAAGUUAUAGUCAGCUGACCUAUAAUGAGCUAGUUACACCUAAGGCAAUUAGUGAUUGUCUUUUGGUUUGGGAAAAGAAUAGCUUGAAACUAACAGGGAGGCAUUUUCUUUGAGGGUAGGACAGAGAAAUGGAGACCUGCCAUCAUGCGAGACUAUAGUUCCUAAGUCCAUCACAGAAUAUGACUAAAGUUAAGCAUUGACUUGUAUACUACUGUAACAAAGUUAUAAGGCAGUUUAUUUAUUUUUCCAAUUGAGACUUUCCAUGGAAAAUUUGAAAAAAAAUUUAG
Molecule: messenger RNA, 3049 nt
Organism: Pocillopora verrucosa
Lineage: Eukaryota; Metazoa; Cnidaria; Anthozoa; Scleractinia; Pocilloporidae
Product: glypican-6-like
Biological process (GO): positive regulation of canonical Wnt signaling pathway; regulation of protein localization to membrane; cell migration
Cellular component (GO): cell surface; extracellular region; plasma membrane
Source: RefSeq, a predicted model, not a curated record